Anguilla rostrata (American eel) is the source of this 3399-nucleotide messenger RNA. Its product is annotated as WW domain-binding protein 1-like. NCBI's taxonomy places the organism in Eukaryota, Metazoa, Chordata, Actinopteri, Anguilliformes, Anguillidae. The coding region runs from base 1609 to 2922 and encodes 437 amino acids. The record is from RefSeq and is a predicted model, not a curated record. The transcript is spliced from 6 exons.
AUUAUUUAUUUUUGUUAUAUGACUAUUACUAUAACAUAGGUCUUUGUUGUACCCAGUGACAAAAUGGAGAUACACCUUAGCAUGACACUACAUGCGGGUAAAACUACAUUUUCAGCAUCACUGAAUGAAAGUAACAUGCAUGGAAAUAGUUUUCUUCAGUUCAACCCCCAUUGGACAGUACAGUUACAAUAUUUUAACAAUAUAAUCCAACCAGAAAUAAAACUAUAUUUCAGUGCGUAUGAUAUAUACCACAACAUAACAGAGCAUGACGUCCUGAGUUGAAUUUGCCUGAGUGAAAACUGGGUGCCGAACUCUUGUAAAUCUUGUGAUACGUAAUGGUGUACAUCCAGCACACCAAACCUACAACAAUUAGUCAUGAACAUUUAAAAAUAAAACAGUGUAUACAGAUCAUAAUUAUAAAACUAUAAUCGAAAGGUAGUUCAUAAAAGCCAGACGCUGGUACUUUUCGUUCUGUGUAACUGUAGUUUUUUUUGCCUUUACUGUGUUACACAUCAGGUUCAAACCUGACCCGUCAUAUCGGGAAACAGAACUCCCAAUAAUUUAAAUGUAUGCUACAUCAUCAACAAAAACAAGCGUGGAAGCGGUUGUUUCUAGUACUCUGCUGACGCCCUGUGGAAAAAUAAGGUAACUGCUGAUUUUGGUGCUGAUGCAGGAAUUGUUUUGGACCAUUACAGAUGUGCUAUAUCGGAGUAUAAUGUUGACCUGAACCGAAAUAUUUUCUGUUUAUUUAUUUUAUUCUUUGAGAAGAUCUUCAUGAAAAUAUAUGCGAUCUAUUAAAAAAAAAAUUAAAUAUACAAAAACUUCGCAAGCAUGAAAAUAGUGAGAGUAAUUGUUCUGAUUAGUAUGACAGAUGCAAGCGAUGAGCAGAAAAGACUUUGCAAGCUUGAUCUGGAAAAUAAUACUUAAUUCGCGCAUUUUCAUGGGCCCCUAAAGAUGCUGCUUUGUUACGGUGCAUUAUAUCCCAGGGUAGUCUUAUUUCCAACAAUCGGACUGCUGGGGUUGAAUUAAUUUACACCGUUCAUGAAACAAAUUGUAGAACAAAAUACGAAUCACCGGUUUGGACUGUCGAACUUCUAGCAGCGAUCUCCAGUCUCAUUGGUCCAGAUGGCACUCAUGACGUAUUCGAACAAAUCUCAGUCGAAUGGACUGACAAUUCGUUGAAAAAAGAAGCCGAACUGAAAACAAUCAUAACGACCAGUUAACAGUACAUUUAAUCUGCUUUAUUUAAUUGCAGUGGUUUCCUUAUAACUAUAACGUUUAUACGAGUGCAUCAUUUGGAAUUGCCGCGGUUGCUCUGUCUCAUGUAUUCGCAGAGUGAUGCUUGCUUCCAGCAGAGGACUGUGGGGAAACCCUGAUGAGCUGUCCUUUCUCCGGACGGAAAUGGCGGACAGUUUGGCUUUAGACCUGGGAAGAGGGAGAUGCUCACUGCAACAGCAUCCAAUGGUUAUUUUAUAAUAUCAAGAAACUUCUGGUCAUGGAUUAAGGUAGUCUGAUAUACAGCGAAAUGGAUGCGGAGGAUGGUAAACGCAUCUUGCCCAGGAAGCCAGGUGUGACAGAAGCAGGAGACAUGGAGCUCAGGCGUUCGUGAUGACAGUAUCCCCACAGAAUACGGACAUGACAACCAUUAGCCAGGGCGUGGAGUUCCAGAGUGCUGGUAGCCUGCCCCUGAUUGGCAGCCCUAAGUAUUGCCCCGGGGUCAAGGGCAACGGAGGGGGGUACCUCUGCGAGACCGGCCACUGCUGUGGAGAGACGGGCUGCUGCACCUACUACUACGAGCUCUGGUGGUUCUGGCUGCUCUGGACGGUCCUCAUCAUGUUCAGCUGCUGCUGUGCGUACCGCCACCGGAGAGCGAAGCUGCGGAUCCAGCAGCAACAGAGACAGCGGGAGAUCAACCUCAUCGCCUACCACGGGGCCUGCAACUACCCCACGUCCAUGCUGGACCUCAGUUUCUUGGCUUCGUUUAAGCUCCCGUCCUACGAGGAGGUGGCGGCCCAGCCGAGCACCCCCCCUCCCCCGUACAGCUCCGUGUUCGCGGUGCAGGGGGGGGGCGGGCUGUACGCCCACGCCGGCCCCAGCGGCCUGACCUCCUCCCAGAGCUCCGACAACUACACCAGCUGCUCCUGCGAGUCCUGCUCGGGCACCUCCCCCUGCAGCACCUCCUUCUCCGCGCAGGUGACCUACGAGACCGACACCAGCAACGCCACCACGCCCAGCGAGGCCAGCGACUUCCAGCCCCUCGGCCCCGCCCCCGCGGCCGGAAGCCCCGCCCCUGCUUCCGAAAGCCCUGCCCCCGCUUCCGAAAGCCCCGCCCCCCCUGCCGGAAGUCCCACCCUGCCCCAACCUCCGCCCCCUCCCGCUCCUGCUCCCGCUCCCCUUCCCCCCCCUGCCCCGAGCGCCCCCGCGCUCCCGCUCGCCGAUCCCCCGGCAGACUCGACGGGAGAAGGAGGCCCGCGUGUGGACGAGAGCCCCUCCCCUAAGCCCACCCUGUCUCCGCCCAAACACGCCCUCUUCUCCCCCAACGUGGACUUCUUUGAGCCCGACGGCCGCUCGCCGUGCGCGUCCGACGCCGACGAGGAGGACGUGGACGCGGACGAGAGCCAGUACCGCCACCGCCGGCUCACCGGGGACUCCGGCAUCGAGGUGUGCCGCUGCCAGGUGGAGAGCGAGGAAGAGGAAGAGGAGGAGGAGGCGGAGAAGGGGGAGGGGGCUGGGCGGAGCAAGGCGCAGGCCGAGGGGGAGGGGCCCCACGCGCUCCACGACAGCGCGGACUGCUCCCAGGCGCGGGCGAGCGAGACACGAGUGAGCGAGGAGUGUGCCGGCCUCUGUGGCCCCGCCCCUAGCCCCGCCCCCGGCCCCGCCCCGCUCAAGGAGGAGGCCGUCAUCACGGUGGAGUCCGCCUGAGCGAUCGCGCUGCGGAGGAGCAGGAAUGAACAUCCCAAACAAACACAGGGAACGGGAGUGUUGUGGAUUACAGGGAGGGGCCUAAUGACCAAAAAAGGGGGGGGGGUUUGUGGCAGACCUACACCCCGUCUGCUAGCAUCCCCAUGUAUGCACAGAGUAGUAAAUGAAUUGAGGUGCAUAUGUGCAAAUUCAGAGGUCAGAUUUUUUUUCCUUAAACAGAGGCAUUACCGCUGACCUACCCGAGAGAACGCGGCGGUUUUGAUUGACGCUCGUGUCCGUUUGCGAGCCGAACGUCGGCCGCGCGGCCCAGAGCAGGACCUGGCGUUUCCGCCGCGAGGGCCAAACGGAGCGGCGGUGAAGACGUGGGACCGGUCUGUGCCGUGGACCGCCGCAGCUGCGCGGCGUGAGUGAGGUCAUCGCCACGGCGUGGAUGAGGUCAUUGCCGCGUCUGUACUCUGGACCCCUCUUCUCCCAGCA